Messenger RNA from Didymosphaeria variabile, 1986 nucleotides. RefSeq lists its product as uncharacterized. The transcript has a single exon. NCBI's taxonomy places the organism in Eukaryota, Fungi, Ascomycota, Dothideomycetes, Pleosporales, Didymosphaeriaceae. The coding region runs from base 1 to 1986 and encodes 661 amino acids. The record is from RefSeq and is a predicted model, not a curated record.
AUGAUCAACGAUAAAGUGACGCCACUCACAGCUCCACCAGGGGCUUAUCCGACGUUGACCGUUCAUGGAGAAGAGUACGGUGCCGAACAGGGUAUUUACACCAUAUCCGGCGGAGUUAAUCUCUAUGGAGAAAUAACUCUUACUCCGGGAGGCCGACAAGUCUUGACAUGGAAUCAGGACCAGGUCGAAAGACCCUUCGGACCUGAUGUUGGAAACUGCUCUCAACCUGAAGGAAAGACUAUCCAAAGUCAAUGCGCAACAGCACAAUGCACCGUAGGAGCCAAUAGCGUCGAACUUCUCUACUUCCCCCCACCUUCCACUAGCCGAGAUCUGUGUGCAAAUACUAGCCCAGGGUUCAAUAGCUACUCUGUACCGAUAUUCUCUUAUCCGCAUGCUUCCACAAUAAUCAAUUCAACCACGUAUUGGUACGACAAAGCUUACGUUCGAUACGACAAAGUUUCGGCCUACAAAUGGUGCGAACUCGACAAUCAACUCGCUCGGCAUUUAGUCAGCGUGGGUGGAACUUACUCCGGGCGCCUAGUUGAGAUUUCAUCCAGUGAUGUAUCUUCAAUCUGCGAUUGGAGAUUCAAUCCUACACGACCAUAUGGCUUAGUUAUUGGCGCCACUGCGAAACCCUUCAAUUUUGAAGAUCUGGUCGGUGAAAUACCGGCUUCUGCAUAUCAAUGCAUACCGCGAUGCCAAAGUGGAUGCACGGAUAUAAUCACGUCCUAUUACUUUCCUGGGUUGGCUGUCCCUCCACAAGUGCGCGCCCAGGAUCCGGAGUGGGCGAGCUGCGUUCCACAAUUCGAUGGCGUUCCAGAUCCCCCCAUUGCGCUCGCAUCCGUGCCCAACUUCCUUACCAGUAGUACGCCUUCUGAACCUCGCCCAUCCGAUCCCCCUACGCCAGGUCAAACACUGACCACGGGAGCGAGUCCUACCGCAAUCCCUAUCACGCAACCUCCAAGCACCAUUAGGUUUACCUCUACAAUUUCGCUACCUACAUCAAGACCGGCUCCCAAUGAUCCAGGUGUUCCAGCCGAUCCUAAUCCGAAUGAUCCAAAUGAUCCUGGGCCAGGUAUCUCUCGUCCGAACGAUCCUUCACCAAAAAAUCCAAGUUCGAACGAUGCGCUCCCGACUAAUGCCGAUCCAGUGAUUGAGACACCAUCACCACCACAAGACCCAUCUAAUUGGCCUCAGCCAAUCAUCAAUUCGCCGGCAGGCCCUACACCAAUAGCCACUAUUGGCAACAGCAUCAUCAACACAGAUCCAUCUCAAGCAGGGACUAUUGUCAUCAUAGACCCCAACACACCUAGUGGCGCACAAACUCUCACAGCCGGAAGCGAUCCCAUUGUCAUUUCUGGAAUCACAAUAUCUGUGAACCCCACAAGCGGUGCGAUUAUCGUCAGUGGAGACUCGACGCUACAGCCAGUCGGUAUCGUCAACGGUAAACCCGUCUUCACCGACCCUGGGCAACCCGGUGUCAUUAUUGUGGGAGACCCAGACUUGGGCCAGCCCUUGCAAACACUUAGUGUGACUGAUCCUACAUUAACCAUCGAUGGGGAAACACUCACGCUCUCCCCUACUGCAGUCGUGCAAUCAUCAUUUACUGUUGCCGGGAUGUCUAUUGUCGUGCUCGCUGAUGGCACGGUCGUGAUCAACAACGCGCAUACCAUCCAACCAGGCGAUCCCGAGAUCUUUGUAAAUGGCCAUAAAGUAGUUGUAGAUUCAGACGGUGUGGUUUGGGUAGAUGAUCAGCGAGUUCAAUUGUCUCCUACAUCAGAUGACCACUCUGAUAGCACGACAGCAUCACGGAAUACGUUGAUAGCUCCCAGUCUUGCGGAUUCAACCGACUCAGAGACCAACAGUGGGCCAAGUUCGGCCACGGAGGAAGCGCCCCAGAACUCCUCCAUAGCGCCAAAAGAAGCAAUGCUGCCGCAUCUGUGGAAUUUAAUGGGUCUUGCGGUAUUGAUGAUGUUGGUAGUUUAG